AUGGACACGUUAUGUUCUAGACUGAAGGUGGGGUCCGGUAGGAAGACGCACCUCUGGAUGCACAAUGGGUACGUUGGCUGGGUCGUCGUCCGGGUCUGGGAAAAAGGUUUGGGACUGGGAUAUGCAUAUCAAGCCGUUGAUGGAGCCGACUAUUUGGUGAGAGGUCCAGUCUGGGUAUUGGAAGGGGACAUCGAAAGGGGUCAAGCAGGAAGGGUCGGAAGGGAGAUUUUCAUCGUUGUUGAGCAGAAAGUGCCGCUCUUUGGGUGUACCGAAGCGAAUCUGUCCACGCUCGUGUGCGGUGAGCAAGAUUUUGGAGGAGUGGCGGUCAAAGGAUAUGUUCAUGCCAGCUAA
Striga asiatica is the source of this 351-nucleotide messenger RNA. The record is from the annotation of a GenBank genome assembly. NCBI's taxonomy places the organism in Eukaryota, Viridiplantae, Streptophyta, Magnoliopsida, Lamiales, Orobanchaceae.